Nematostella vectensis (starlet sea anemone) is the source of this 795-nucleotide messenger RNA. RefSeq lists its product as uncharacterized. The transcript has a single exon. Gene Ontology annotation, molecular function: nucleic acid binding. The record is from RefSeq and is a predicted model, not a curated record. Gene Ontology annotation, biological process: DNA integration. Lineage: Eukaryota; Metazoa; Cnidaria; Anthozoa; Actiniaria; Edwardsiidae. The coding region runs from base 1 to 795 and encodes 264 amino acids.
AUGUUUGCUACACACGGUGUACCAAAAGUCGUACAAACCGACAACGGACCACCGUUCAAUUCCACAGAAUUAACAGAGUUUGCAGCUGAAGAAGGAUUCAUACAUAAGAAAAUCACACCAAGACACCCGAAAGCUCAAGGCCAAGUCAAAGGCUUUAACAAGCUUAUAAACAAGAUAGCGACUAUUGCUAACCAAGAACACAUAGAUGUACACGAAGCGACAUACGACAUGCUAUCAGCCUACAGAGACACACCACACCCUGCUACAAAGAAGACACCCUAUGAAUUGAUGAUGAACAGAGAAGUAAGAACGAAAUUGGAACACUUCCCAACAGACAAACCGACACAGGAUAGGGAAAUACGACGCAACGACAGCAAGUACAAAGAACAAACAAAAAUGUACCACGACAAAAGACACAGAGCAACAAAACACAAGCUCGCAGUAGGACAAGCCAUUCUGAUCAAGCGGGGCAAGAAAACAAAAGCCCAAACACCAUAUGAACCGCACAUCUAUACCAUCACUGAAAUCAAAGGAUCAAAAGUCAAGGCAAGAAGAAUCGGAGAUGGAAAGAUUAUAUGUCAAGAUGCAUCAAGAGUUAAACAACUGAAGUCUGCGACACAGAACAUACAGGAAGAAAGAGAGGAAGAAGGUAGAGAUAUCAAAAAGAUACCACCAUGCUUCAAGGAGCAAAUACACCAGCCAAUACACCAGCCAGAAGUGACUACACAGCCAAGACGAUCAGGACGGAAACACAUUUCUAUAUUCGACCGGAGACUGCGAGAUUAUUCGAAGUAA